Messenger RNA from Aspergillus heteromorphus CBS 117.55, 2563 nucleotides. RefSeq names its product Zn(II)2Cys6 transcription factor. The record is from RefSeq and is a predicted model, not a curated record. The transcript is spliced from 3 exons. Gene Ontology annotation, molecular function: DNA-binding transcription factor activity, RNA polymerase II-specific; DNA binding; zinc ion binding. Lineage: Eukaryota; Fungi; Ascomycota; Eurotiomycetes; Eurotiales; Aspergillaceae. Gene Ontology annotation, biological process: DNA-templated transcription; regulation of DNA-templated transcription. The coding region runs from base 106 to 2379 and encodes 757 amino acids.
CCUGCUGCCGCUCACCAACCCAACCGACUCGAUCAGAUGAACGAUGUCCCUGCCUCAAGUCUGGAUGAGUAAGCACCUAGCAACCAGCAGCUCUUCUCGCGCACCAUGAAUCAUCACCCCAGCCCGUCCGCGGACGCAGCAGGAAACGCUGCAUCCCAAUCCCACUCAUCCACCAAGCCCAAAGUGCGGCUCAGUUGUGAGGCAUGUCGCCUCCGCAAAGUCAAGUGUGACAAGCUGAACCCUUGCACCAACUGCCAGCGUCUCGGGACCAGAUGCGUCCCCGUGGAACGAGCCCGUCUACCGCGCGGCAGAUCGGGAAGGCUAGCCACGGAGCGUCCUGCCGACUCCGAUGUCAACCUGAAGGACCGUGUCUCGAAACUCGAGGGCAUUAUCCGGGAUUUGGCCCGUGGGGGGAGUCAGAGCUCUGCUCGUGCGAUCCUAUCCGCGGCUGCUGCGUCGGAGGGGGCCGCGGAGCAGCACCAACACCAGCACCAGCACCAGCGCGAAAGCUCACGGGAACGAUCGUCGGAAGGGGAGAACCCGCGCGGUGAGGGUGCUGGGCGGGCCCAGCCCCCUGAUACGUAUCUGGGGUCUUCGUUCUGGGCGAAUUUACUGAAUGAGGUGCCGGAUGUGCAUCCGAAUGAGAGGCCAGGUGAUGGCAGUAGUGCUGAGAGUAGUCAUCCCCGUAACUACCAUCGCCUUCUCUCCAUGGCUAGUGGCGUGGGCGAGUCUACCAAUCGAGAGCAGCCAGGGGCUUUGCACAUCCAUCACCAACUGGCUCGGAUCUUUGUUGAAAGAGUGGACCCUCUUUGCAAGAUUCUACAUAGGCCUUCACUGAAAUCCUUCCUAGUUGAGGGAAAGCCUUAUCUUGACUACGAGAUGGGACAUCUCGCUCCAAGCGCCCUCGCCUAUUCGAUCUACUACGCAGCGUCCUGCAGUCUGAGUGAUGAGGAGAGCAUGCGCGUAUUCGGCAUCUCCAAAGCGACGAUGGUUGCGAGGUAUCAAAAAGAAGCGGAAUCCGCUCUGGCUCGAGCGGACUUCAUCAUCACAAACGACCUGACAGUGCUACAAGCCUACGUUCUCUUUCUACUAGCCCUCCGCUCUCAAGACCAAAGCCGCCGCAUGUGGACAAUGCUCAGCCUGGCCCUCCGCAUCGCACAAGCCUUAUCUCUGCACAUCCCCAACCCUCCAUUCCCCGUCCGACCCUUUGAACGACAGCUCCGCCGCCGCCUCUGGCUCGCCAUCGGCUUCCUCGACAUUCAAGCCUCGAUGGACCGCGCCUCCGAACCUAUGAUGCAAGCCAGCUGGCUCGAAACCCACCCCCCAGCCAACGUCAACGACAUUGACCUCUCCCCCAACAUGGAAGCCAACCCGCCCGACUCCCCCGGCUUCACAGACAUGACCUUCACCAUGAUGAUCCAAAAAGCGCAAUACGUCACCCGCUCGCUCAACUUCUCCGACUUCACCGAACCCUCCGUCAACACCCUCGCCAUCCGCCAACAACUCGUCAUCGAAUUCCAGCAAACCGUCUCCAGACUCCUCCGCCACUCCUCACCCGACAAAAUCCCCUUCCAAUGGCUCACCCGCUCCGUCGCGGAAUGCACCCACGCGUCCAUGCAACUCAUCACCCUCCGUCCCCUUCAACGCGCCCCAAACUUCACCCCGCCCCAUAUCCGCAGCGAACGUCUCCUCGAAUUCGCCGUCAACGUCCUCGUCACCUACCACCGUCUCCGCGCCGACCCCCGCGGCCUCACCUGGCACUGGAUCAAAUUUGCCUUCCCGCCCUGGCACAGUCUCGCCGUCGCUAUCGCUGAGCUCUGCGUCUGCGAGGACCUCGCCCUGAUGGAGAGAUUCUGGGAUCCUGUCGAACUCGCCUUCGAUGAGUUGGCCCGUCUAGUCGCCGAUACGAGUCGGGGGAUGCUGUGGAGACCCAUGGAGAAGAUCAUGGAUCGGGCCCGCGUGAGACGAGCCCAAUUACUCGCCGGUUCUGGUUCUGGUUCUCGUUCUGGCUCUGGCUCCGUCACUGGCCCCAGUCCCAGUUCCAUCUCUGGCCCUGGCUCUAUCCCCAUCUCUGGUCCCAGUCCUGCUCCUGGCUCUAGCAUGCCAACCUACUCGUCAUCCAUGGACAUCGCACCCGCGCCACCGAUGUCCACGCAUCCCUCACCAAUGGGUUUUACACCGGGCUUAGACCAAGGCCACGCGACCGUUAUGGCUAUCCAUACACCGGAGAGCGUUGAGAGCGCGUCGGCGUGGCCGUGUGUCUGGGACGCAGUCGAUUUCAACAAUCCCGGGCCCGGAAACGAGAUGGCCUGGACGAGUUACGAGAAUUUCCUGGCGGAUCUCUACGUCAAUGUUGAUCAUCCGCUGAUGUAUGGGUGAGAUAUAUAUAUAUAUAUAUAUAUAAAGAUUUCAAAUACGGAUACCCCCCCCUCUCUCUCUCUGUGUGUGUUGUGAUUACUUACUGCUGUGAGAACCUUCUCCGUUUCGAGGACGUUGUACGGACAUUGUGAUGAUAUUAUGAGGAUUUUGUACGAAUAUUAGAAGCAUGUUAUAAGAAUAUUAG